GCAGUAAAGCCAUUCAGAAGGUAAAGUGCAUUUGAUGAAGAAGGAGAUGAACUGCCUUUCUAUUGGGGAAGUAAAGAAAAAACGUUGUGCUUUGUGAGCAAAAAUGUCUUUGGGUCACUACAGCUUUCUAAACCGGCCUUGUGUUAGACGAACAAGUUCGUCCCCGUUGUCCUCAUUUAUGAUAUUGACUGUGCUGGCAGUGUUUCUCAACGCAAACAUGACAUUAGCAAUCAAAGUGACUUCUAACGGACCACAGACUAUACAGAUGGCUCAGGGGGAGCGUGUUACGUUAGACUGCACCUACACGUCGACUCCAGACGACGUAGGCGAGCUUGACAUCGAGUGGUCGGUUGUCAGCCCAGAUACAACAAAAAAGGACCACAUGAUCAUAUCAUAUACAGGUGGAAGGAAAUAUGUCCACGGUGAUAGUGCGUUUAUGAAAGGUGUGGAUUUCACAGCUGCAGACCCCGCCCAGGGCGAGGCGUCUCUCUCGAUCUCCUCACUCGCUGCCUAUCAUGCCGGAACGUAUCAGUGCAAAGUAAAGAAGACACCCGGUGUGGACAGUCGGAAGAUCUCGCUGAUCGUGAUGGUGAGGCCAUCAGUGCCCAAGUGUUGGGUGAAUGGAGGAGAGGCUGUGGGUGUGCCUGUGUCUGUGUCACUGCACUGUAGCUCAGAUCAGGGCUCUGCACCCCUGCUAUAUUCGUGGAGGAGAGAGAGCGGUGGUCCCAUUCCUUCAGAUGCUGUUCAGGAUUCCCACACAGGAGAACUUCUUAUCAGUAACCACUCCAUAAGCCACAGUGGUAUCUAUUCGUGUGAAGUCUCAAAUGCUGUUGGAAAAGAAAGCUGCCGGAUUAACCUUCAAGCUGUGAAGCCUCCUAACAGAGCUGGAGUCAUCUCAGGCACUAUUGUUGGAUGUCUGCUGCUCAUCAUAAUUGUGCUGUUGGUUAUAUGGCUCCUCAUCUUUAAAUGUGAUAGUAAAUGUGAUAGAAACCGGCAGGAUAAAGAGUUCUCCAAUGAGAUCAGAGAGGACGCUCCUGCCCCUGAGAGUCGGCCUACCAGCCGUAUCUCCAGCUUUCGCUCAGGUGUGGCCUACAGUCAAGUGGACCAAUCCCAAAAAGAAUACGCACCUUCCACUAACACCAGUUACACCACUGCACAGUAUGACAGCAGAUUCGGCUAUGCCGUGUGAUAGUCAAGGUUUAAUAGUUGGUUACUUAGAUAUAAGAUUUGCUAAUCAGAAAAUCUUAUUUUCUAAAAUUAUUAAUAAAAUUGUUCGUUCAGUUUGAGAUGAACUUCAGUCAGUGAUGAUGAACUUCCAUUAUUGUUUUUUACAUUUUCUGUAUUUUGUCAUGAAGUCUGGUGUUUUUAUAGCUCCUGUAUUUUUUGCCUUUUUAAAGUCUUUUUUUAUGUAUUUCUAUGUCAUUGUCUGAUAAGCAGAUUUGUGACAUUGACUAAAUCUCCAUUGUACAAAAAGUCAAAUGCAUGUCGUCAUUAAACCGUCCAUGUUAUGCUAUGCUUAUGUAAUCUAUAUUUUCAUGUCAAUUACAACAAAAACGAUUAUUUAUCGAUUGACUGAGUUGCAAAACAAGUGAAAAACUCAAAAUAAACGUAACGCUGCAGGGUACUCAGUAAACUCGCCACUAGAGGACGUCACCGCGCACUGCGUCGAUUUUG
Messenger RNA from Triplophysa rosa, 1674 nucleotides. It is a transcript of the gene vsig8a, whose product is annotated as V-set and immunoglobulin domain containing 8a. The record is from RefSeq and is a predicted model, not a curated record. Bases 104 to 1189 code for a protein of 361 amino acids. The transcript is spliced from 9 exons. NCBI's taxonomy places the organism in Eukaryota, Metazoa, Chordata, Actinopteri, Cypriniformes, Nemacheilidae.